AUGCUUCCUGGAUUCGUUGCUGCGAGGAGAAAGAUAUCAACUUGGCCCCCUUUCUCUCAGAGAUUAAAACAAACAGAAAAUGAAAUUGUUCGAAUGUUCCGCUUGCCUGAUUCCCAAGAAGAAAACGAUAGCCUUCCCGUGAAAGGUGGGAGAGUAUUUUGGAAGGACCCUAAUGCUAGAACAUUGGAUGAAAGAUUCAUUAGGAUUUUGAAAAUAUUUAAAUGGGGACCUGAUGCAGAAAAGGCGUUGGAAGUGUUGAAGCUUAAGCUUGAUAUUCGUUUGGUUCGCGAGGUUUUAAAGAUAGAUGUUGAGGUUAAUGUGAAGAUUCAGUUUUUUAAAUGGGCUGGGAAGAAAAGGAAUUUCGAACACGAUUCAACGACUUAUAUGGCUUUGAUACGAUGCUUAGAUGAAAAUAGGUUGGUUGGUGAACUGUGGAGGACAAUACAAGAGAUGGUUAAGAGUCCGUGCGCAAUUGGUCCUUCUGAAUUGUCUGAAAUUGUGAAAAUAUUGGGUAGGGUUAAGAUGGUUAACAAGGCGUUAUCUGUUUUUUAUCAGGUUAAGGGUCGCAAGUGCAGGCCUACAUCGAGUACUUACAACUCCGUCAUCUUGAUGCUGAUGCAAGAGGGGCAUCAUGAGAAAGUUCAUGAGCUGUAUAACGAAAUGUGCAGUGAGGGUUAUUGUUUCCCUGAUACAUUUACAUAUAGUGCACUAAUAUCAGUGUUUGCAAAGCUAAAUCGCGAUGAUUCUGCCGUUAGAUUAUUUGAUGAGAUGAAGUGUAAUGGAUUACAGCCAACAGAAAAAAUUUAUACAACUUUAAUGGGAAUAUACUUUAAGUUGGGUCGGGUUGAGGAAGCAUUGAACCUAGUCCACGAGAUGAGAAUGCGGCGUUGUGCCCCAACUGUCUUUACUUAUACAGAAUUGAUAAGGGGGCUGGGGAAAUCUGGGAGGGUUGAAGAUGCGUACGGAGUAUAUAAGAAUAUGCUGAAAGAUGGUUGCAGACCCGAUGUUGUUCUGAUGAAUAAUUUGAUUAACAUUUUCGGUAGAUCAAAUCGCUUAAAAGAUGCUAUUGAGCUUUUCAAUGAAAUGAAAUUACUUAAUUGCACGCCUAAUGUCGUGACAUACAAUACCAUUAUCAAAUCAUUAUUUGAGGCCAAAGCUCCAUCGGCUGAGGCUUCUUCAUGGUUAGAGAGAAUGAAAAAAGAUGGAGUAGUUCCCAGCUCAUUUACAUAUUCAAUUCUCAUUGACGGUUUCUGCAAAACAAAUCGUGUUGAGAAAGCUUUGUUGCUUCUUGAGGAGAUGGAUGAAAAAGGCUUUCCACCUUGUCCCGCUGCAUACUGCAGCCUAAUCAAUAGCCUCGGCAAAGCGAAACGCUACGAGGCUGCAAAUGAGCUUUUCCAGGAAUUGAAAGAGAACUGCGGAAGUUCGAGCGCUCGCGUGUAUGCUGUCAUGAUUAAACAUUUUGGAAAAUGCGGGCGACUCAAUGAAGCUAUCGGUCUUUUCAACGAGAUGAAAAAACUCGGAUGCAUCCCUGAUGUUUAUGCUUAUAAUGCUCUCAUGACGGGGAUGGUAAGGGCUGAGAUGAUGGAUGAAGCUUUUUCCUUGUUUAGAACUAUGGAAGAAAAUGGUUGCACACCAGAUAUAAACUCACAUAACAUCAUCCUAAAUGGCUUGGCUAGGACUGGUGGCCCGAAACGCGCUAUGGAAAUGUUCGAGAAAAUGAAGAGUUCUACUAUUAAACCAGAUGCGGUUUCUUACAACACCGUUCUUGGCUGCUUUAGUCGUGCAGGUCUAUUCGAAGAGGCUGCAAAGCUUAUGAAAGAAAUGAAUUCAAAAGGAUUACAAUAUGAUUUAAUCACCUACUCUUCAAUACUUGAGGCUGUUGGUAAGGUUGAUGAAGAUUACAAUAUGGUAUAG
Lathyrus sativus (Indian pea) is the source of this 1914-nucleotide messenger RNA. Lineage: Eukaryota; Viridiplantae; Streptophyta; Magnoliopsida; Fabales; Fabaceae. The record is from the annotation of a GenBank genome assembly.